This is a messenger RNA of Punctularia strigosozonata HHB-11173 SS5, 912 nucleotides long. RefSeq lists its product as uncharacterized. The transcript has 8 exons. NCBI's taxonomy places the organism in Eukaryota, Fungi, Basidiomycota, Agaricomycetes, Corticiales, Punctulariaceae. The annotation marks the transcript as partial. The record is from RefSeq and is a predicted model, not a curated record.
GCCGAAUACGCCUCUCGUUUCCCAGAAAGCGUUGGCAACUUUGUCCUCGACGCCGUUCUCUCGCACGCAACGGUCGAUCAAAUCGCCGUCGCUGAUCAGAUCACGGCGGUCAACCGUCUUGUUCUUCGCGCGGACGAUUUCUGCCAAUCCGAUCCGUCUUGCCCUUUCAAGGAUCAGGGCAACGGCAGCGUCCCCGAGGCAUUCACCAAGGUCAUCCAGAUGGCCGAGAACGGUUCGUUCAGCGAUCUCAACGUCACCGCGACGCUGGCCAAGUUCGCGUUGUACUACACGGUCAACUCUUCUCCGGACUUCCCCAAGUUCAACCUGGCGCUCUCGCAAGCAUUGAACGGCAACGCGACGCUUCUGGUACCUGAUCCGGUGAUCAUGCUGGAGAUUGUGAACGUGUUACCGAUCAUCUGCGCGGACGAGGCUGGCGACGACAAUACCGUGGACGGCCUGAGGAAGUUGAACCAGAGCGCUUCUGCGGUCGACACGCUCGGUUUCCAAUACUCGCAGUUCUGGCAGCUACGCCUUAUGUGCACAGCCUGGCCGUUCCCCGCUAGACCAAAGAAGACCCUCAAAGUCCAGACUCCCAUGUUGUUCGUCACCGCGGAUUACGAUCUGAACACACCUACGGAGCUCGCAACCCUUCAGUGGCAGGAUCAAUCCCCGCAAUCGACUCUCGUAGUCCGUCACGGAGACGAUCACGGCACGACAAUGCUUGUGGGGCAGCCCGCUAGCCAGGACGCGAUUACCUUCCUCGCAACGGGCACAAUCCCCCAGCCGACAGAGCAGCAACUCGUCAGCGUUUACGCUCCUGGCUCGCAGCGUCCGCCGGUCACCCCCCCUUAUGUCGCACCGAUCGGGAAGGAUGCCGGAGACUUAUCGAUAGUAGAGUCCAUAUCUUUUUGA